Molecule: messenger RNA, 9726 nt
Organism: Nezara viridula (southern green stink bug)
Lineage: Eukaryota; Metazoa; Arthropoda; Insecta; Hemiptera; Pentatomidae
Source: the annotation of a GenBank genome assembly
AUGCUAACCGCCGGAAUUAAGACUUCCUGGCUUUGGGCUGUCUUUGUCGUGUCGCCUCAUAGAUUAGCCGCUGGAAGAUCAGAUUUUGGAGCCAUUGAUAAUGAAGCCAUAGAUUUUAGCCAACUAGAAGACUUUAUCAACGAUGAAACAGACCAGUCUAAUUCGUAUUUCGGUGAAUCACUUUGCACGGACCGAGGAACGAGGACAUUGACUGUUGUUAGCCACAUCCCUACGAACACAUCAAUAGAUACCCAGCAUUAUACUCAGCCACAUAAUUUACCAGAAAGUCCCCCUGAUUCUGGUUCAGAGCCUCCUUAUUCCCCUCAAGAAGCGAAACCUCAUUCACCCAGGAACCAAGCGAAGGUUGGCGUUGAAGAACUGCUGUUAAGCCCUGGAGGUGUUUAUAGCAAGUUACUUACGCCAGGUGAUUUGCACCCUGCCGUUCUCGCUCACACACCGUUACACGAUCAACCGCUUUCUCCGCUCUCUGGUGGCACGUUGAUAGCAACUGGUCCUGCCACUGACGAGUCACCGAUCUCAGCUGUUUACAGUGCCUUAAAGAAGAGAAAGUUGAGUCAAGAUAAUUCCAGUUCUGUUAAAACAGAACCUGGUAAUCUAAUAAGCAGUGAACUUAUAAUUGAAGAUGAUGUCUCUUAUCAAGAUGGCUCGGCCGAAAACGGAAUGUACCUGGAUUCGAGUAAUUUUCAGUGUAUUAGGUUUUCGGCAUUUCAACAGACCUCUUGGCACACCCUCUGUGAUCAUAACCUUAAGGAGCUACCAACGCCGCAUUAUCGUGUUGAUGCUGAUAAGGGCUUUAAUUUCUCGAAUACGGAUGAUGCCUUUGUCUGUCAAAAGAAAAAUCAUUUUCAGAUUACCUGUCAUACUCAGCUUAUAGGGGAACCUCAUUUUGUGAAGACGCCAGAAGGUCUCCGCAAGAUUGAAAAUUUCUACCUUCACUUUUACGGAGUAAAAGUCGAAUCUCCUUCGCAAACAAUCAAAGUAGAACAAUCGCAGAGCGAUAGGAGUAAAAAGGCUUUUCAUCCUGUGCUCCUUGAAUUCAAGGGAGAGGAAGUUUCUAAAGUCACAGUCGGAAGGUUGCAUUUCAGCGAAACGACAUCAAAUAAUAUGAGAAAGAAAGGAAAACCGAACCCUGACCAGAGGUAUUUCUACCUCGUUGUCGGCCUUCACGCACACUGUACCGACUCCUCGCACUACCCUAUUACUUCCCACGCUUCAGAAAGAAUUAUUGUUCGGGCUUCCAACCCAGGUCAAUUUGAAAGCGAUGGUGAAGCUGUAUGGCAGCGAGGCAUGACAGGUGACUCGGUUUUCCAUUGUGGGCGGGUCGGGAUCAACACUGAGAGGCCUGAUGAAGCGCUAGUCGUUCACGGUAACAUCAAACUGACAGGCCAUAUUGUCCAACCUUCAGAUAUUCGAGCCAAGGCUUUCAUUCAAGAGGUAGACAGUAAGCAACAGCUUAAUAAUCUGGCAAGGUUGCGGGUCGUCAAGUACAGCUUACACACUGGCCUCAUAGCACAGGAACUAGUCUCCGUUUUGCCAGAUGCCGUCAGUAAUUCGGGUGACAUGAAACUACCUUCUGGAAAUACAAUUAAUGAUUUCCUCGUCAUUGACAAGGAGCGAGUUUUCAUGGAAAACAUUGGAGCUGUCAAAGAGUUAGCGAAAGUUACUAGAAACCUUCAGGCGAGGCUACAGGAACUUGAAAGAGUGACGCAGUACAAUGUUUGUUCUAAGAAGAAGAAAAGUGGUAAAAAGAAAAUCGACGAUGAAGUUUGUUCUGAUACAAUGAUUCAAACAACAAUAUACAUGCUCAUUGUUAUCAUGGCACUAUGAGAAAGAAAUGUUGAAAGAGCUGUUUUGAAUGCUUUGCCUAACGGAUCAAAAACUUGGCUUAAACCUUCGAUGCAGUCUUAUUUUCCUGUGAAUAAAGAAAAACUCCUAAAUUUGAACAACCCUCCUAUAAUAGGUUAUCCUGCUCACUGUAGAAGUCAGCACGGGAAUUGCCAGGUUUUUUGUUGCGACCCAGAAUCGUCAAAAAACCAUCCACUUCAUGAUAUCGAUCUAGGUAACAAUUUUCUUGAAGAUUCUGAUUUAUCAUCUGAUCAUCAGAGGUAUGAAUCUUCAGGAAUCCAGUCAAUCGGAAAAUUGAAACCUAGAAUACCUCGUCACUCAGUGAUAACCUCGAAGCUAAUUAUUGAGGGUACGGAUUUCAACAUCACACUUGGUCCAAAAAAUUGUGACCCACUGUACCCUCAGUUUGUACAGUGUACUCAUUUUACCGCUAGUAACUACACUUAUCACAUUCCAUUAAGCAGAUACCUCCACGAUUCUAUAUUGAAGUUCCAUUUCAGGAUGUCUGUAAUUGGGACAGCACUGGGCUCGGAACAGACUUCAUAGAAUUCAAUCUUAUUGUUUACAGAGAUUGUUCCCACCAACAGACGUAUACUAAACACCAGAACUAACCUUUCUCGCCCUAUCGCGAGCCUAAUAUUUUCUUUAUUUUAUCAUGAUUUAUAAUUGUCUUUCAUAUUUUCUAAAUUGCCAUAAAAUUAGUCUGAUUAUGUUAAGUUCUUGUGGCCCUUAGCGUUAGUCAAUAUUAUGUUUCCCUAUAUCUGAGGUUUUUUAAGUGGACCCUACAAGGUCAUUGAGGAAUGACAGUCUUACUGUCUAAUACUAAUAACAAGAAUGACUUCAAUCACGAUGGUCCCUACAUACAUCAGUCAGACUGAUGUCAUUUUAGCUCAGUUGACAUAAAGGCACCAGGCUGUACGGAUCUGGUGCAUUGUAUAUUAAUAUGUUUAAUAAAAAAAAAAAAAGCUUGUUUGACUAUUAUCCUAGAAUUAUUCUUUGUGCCUGAAAAUUGUUUUGAUUAAAGUUAAAAAAAUAUAACCUCAACUACAUUAAAAUCUCAAUAAUUUGUUUAUCCUGUAUAUUUAUUAAUACAUAAAUCCAGAUAAUUUGAAAUAAACAGCCUUGGUAUCCUCAAGCAUUCUCUGCUCAGGAAGAUCCUCUGCAGCUCUUCUCCAUUCUAUAGCACCCAGGGAGUAUAGAAUAAAGUAGAAACGCCUUCGGCUGAGAUGUGUCCUAUUGCCCCCAUCUCUACUGGAUCUUAUUCUCGUAACUCUCCGCACCUCGCAUUGGUUGAAAAUUGACUUUUUUUCUAGAAAAAAAAGCCUUGGCAAUACAGAUCUGUUACUCACAGAAAAUAGUUUUGAUACUUACUUACUAUGUAGCUCUACAGCCCAGGGUGGGCCAUGGCUUCCUGAAUCAUAGCGUGCCAAUCAUCCCUAGCGGUCUAAGGUCGCUCUCAACAUCUUGUAGCCAUCUUUUUCUUGGUCUUCCCUUACUUCUUGUGCCGUACAUCGUGGAGAACAAUGGCCUAUAAGGCAGCCUGCCGUGGUCCGUUCUAACCAGGUGGCCUAACCAUUCCAUACGCCUAAUUUUAACGAAAUUAACUAUGUUGGGGCUGUUAUAUAAUUCAUAUAGCUCCGCAUUUUUUCUAUACCUCCACACACCCUCUUCACAAACAGCUCCAUAAAUUUUUCUCAAUAUUUUUCUUUCAAAAAUAUUCAUCAUACUAAUUGUGCUAGUACAAAGGGUCCAUGUCUCCGCUGCAUAAGUCACAAUAGGUCUUACUAAAGUCUUAUCUUUGUUUCUCGUGACAGGAGCAAUGAACGAAAAAUUUUUAGGUUAUACGAUCUUGAUAUUGAAACUAUCUUAAUCAAAACUAAAUUUGCUAUAAAAUUAUAGCAAUAUAGUCCGGAUUAACCAGUGGUAAAAGAGACAAUUUGUUUUAAUUAUACUUUUUUAACAUUAAUUAUAUUUAAGUGAAAGAUUUAAAUAAAAUACCAAGAUAUAAUAAAAAUAUGAUGGAAUUUUGAUUUAAUGGAUCAAUUAAUAAGAAUUUUUAAAAUCUGUGAAAAAAAAAACAAGAAGCAACAAAACAUUUUUUUAAGGACCAUGAUCAUUUCUUAAUGGGUGAGGAAGAUGGCCAUAACCAUUGGCUCCUUCAGAGCAUUAGUAAAAUUUAUUUUACAAUAAGAAUUAAAAAAAUUGUUUGAGAUAAAAAAUGAAGAAAUUGAGAAACAAAAGAUAAGAUUGAAACUGAAAAAAGUUCACUUCAAAGGUCAAUAUAAAAUUCAUGAAUACAUUUUAAUAUCAUGCUCUAAAUUAAUGUUUUACAAUAUGCAUCACCUUUCUUAUUUUCCGUUUAUUAAUUGUAAUGGUGAAAAAAUUAUAAUUAAAGUAAUAAAAAGAAGAAAUUCCGUGCUCCGUAAGGGUCUGUCCGAAGAGAAGUAGAUCCAUUAGUGGUAGGGGUACUACAGCACAUCUCCUCUCUAGUUUAUUCUAUGCUUUGUAAUCACACCCAGAAGCUGUAUGUAAUUCUAGGCAUCUUCCUCUUACUCUUUUAUCAGCUGAGCAUCCCUCUGUUAUCUUAUUCGGGAGCCUUUCUUGGUCCAUUCGAUGUAUGUGUCCUAACCAUCUUAUCCUUCCCUUUUUGACACAUGAAACUAAAUAUGGAUCUCCAUACAGAUCUCUAAGUUCCAUGUUUGUUUUUAUUUUGUUUGCAUUUUCGAUUUUGGAUGGGCCAUAUACUUUUCUCAGGAUUUUCCUCUCCGUUAUAUUAAUAUAAUUCUUCUGUCGCUUUUUUAGAAUGCCAGGCCUCACUGGCAUAUAUCACUACUGGUAGGAGGACGGUGUUAUAUAUUCUUGCUUUGUAUGUAAUUUCUUGAUUUAAAUGAAUUUUCUUGAGUGCCCAAUAGCAUUGUUUGCCAUUUUUAAUCUAGGUUUUAUCUUUUAUUUUCUGUAACAAUCGUGCCAAAAUAAUUUGAAUUUCGUAGCUUUUUUUAAAUUAUAUCUUCCACCUAUUUUUAGUAGAAAUUAGAUCUACCAGUUUUGCUUUCCUUGACUGACAUUUGUAUUUUGUUUUUCUUGUUUAUUUUGAACUCUAUAUUAAUUACUGCCUCUCCACAUUCUUCGUAUACCUCUCAGGACCAGUUGCUCCAACUUAGUAAAGCUCAGAUUAAGUGUCAUCUAAGACUAAACCAAGUUUCGGUCAACCGAUCAAGAUUAAACUUGGUUUAAUCUUAGAUAAUGCUUAAUCUAAGCUUUACUGAGUUGGAACAACUCACAACAGGCCCUCAAAAUGUAUGUUUGAAAUUACCAAGAUAAAUGACACUGGUGAUAAGGAUUAUUUCUGUUUCACUCCUUUUUGUAUAGUGAAGUCUGCGGACAAUUCUUGUAUUCUGUAUAUGUCCCUCUUGUACUGUAAGGUCAUUCUUAUCAUUCCGAUUGAAACGCAAUUAGGAAUAUAUGUUGAUCAUGGGACCUAGUAUAACACUGGAAGCUAGGUCUCGUAAUUAAAGCUUGGACUUUAAGAUUUCUGAAAAUCAGUCAGUACAGUCCAUCAAUCUUAGCCUUAAACAAUAAUGAAUGUCAUUCCGACUGACCAUAUAGUCUUCUUUAAGAAACACUUUGGAUAAAAUAAAUAUUUAAUUUUAUUUUUUCAUUAGUUCUAUUAGCAUUUAUUUGACAUUGUUUAAUACUCAUUAAUUGUUUCUCUAUCAACUUUUAUUAUUAUUAUAUAUAUAUAUACAAACAUGCAUUUGUUUUUAUAUUGAUUUUUGUUUUAUUGGUUAAUUUAGUUGGUGGUAUGAUAGUGACAUGACAGACUUAGUUUUACUCCUAUACAUUGGGGUAAUUUGUAUAUAUAUUUGUAAAAACAUUUUAUUGUUUAAUUGUAAAUUUUAACAAGUAUAUGAAUGAAAUUAUUAGCUAAAUAAAUACAUUUAUAUUUAAGAAUUGAAACGGAACGUGUAUUUGGAGUUAUUUCAUGUAUAGUGGACUAUGUUUUGUGGUAUAUUACUUUUUCAGAUUUUUUGCAAAAAUUAUAUUUUAAUUUAGCUUAGUCCAGUUAGAUUAUUAUGUAUUAUUUAUUUAUUUGUUUUAUGUAACUUUGUAAAAUUAUUUUUUUUUUAAUUUAUCUCAAUUAUUGUAGAUUCCCUGUAUAUUGCAGUUAAUAUGACUGUUAAAUUUAAUCAGAAAAAAUAUAUCAAUAUACUUUAAAAAAGUUUUUAGGUAAGUAUAAAGGAACGAGAUAAGACAGUUGAAUUUAAGGUUUUUAUUUUGGUUAAAAAGUUUCAUUUUUAGGAAAAUAUCAAGGUUGGGAGAGGAAAAAAAGGAAAUAAUUUUUAUUAAUAUGAACUCAGUUUAAUCUAUUUUUUAAUAUUACUUGUAAAACAGGAUGUGUAAAAAAAAAAAAAGACCAUUUUUCAAUUUAAUAUUUGUAUUAUUAUUUCUUUGAUAUAAAAUACAAGUAAUACUCAAAGUAUAGUCCAUUGUUAUCUACCGUCAUUGGCCAUCUGCUAGCCAAUUGGUCGAUCUCAAGCCGAUACCAUUCUUUAGAAUGACUGUCGAAGAACUCUUGGAGUGCAAUUUCAACUUCCGCAAAAUUAUUAAAUUUUUCCCCUUGAAGAAAAUGGGCCAUGGAUCUAAAUUAGUAGUAAUCCGAUGAUGUGAGGUCUGGACUAUAUGGUGGAUGAGGCAGGAGUAUCAUAUUAGAAGGUUUUUUCAAUAAAUUUUCUAUAAAUUAAUAAAAUGGUGUUAUCUUUUAACUAUGACAACCGUUUUAUAAAUUAAAAUCUAAAGAUACAAUAUUAUCAUUAUAUUAAAGAAAUUAUUAUUUUUUAUUCUUCUAGAUAUUAUUUCUAUAAAAUGGACAAUUUUUCUGAAAUACCGUCGUUUUUCAGUGAUCAACACGAUAAGCUGUUGCUUAAACUUUUAUUAAAAGUGAAUUUUCCUUGUUGAGUUAUUGGAUAUUUUACAUUCUACAAUGAAAGCAUUAUUUAAAAAAAAUAUUUUUUUUGUUAUUUAUUAAUUCUCCACUAUUUAAAAAUAUGUUGCAUUUGGAAUGUGAACGAUCAAAGUAUUUGAAAAGUUAUUGCAUUAGUAUUACUUUUGUAUAUUUAUUUUGUAUGUAUUUUGUAACUUAUAUGUGAUAAUUAAUUUUAUUUCUCAUUAUUAAAAUUGCAUUUAUUUUGAAAAAUAUAUUAUGUUUAAUGUAUUGUCAUAGACUUUAGUAAUCUCUAUUUUUUUUUUUUUUUUUUGUAAUAUAAUGUUAUUGAAUUGGGCAAUUUUAAAAAAAAAAAUGAAUGUUGAAGAUGUUAGAACUCCUUGAUAACUGAGAUCUAUUAGGAUUGAUAGAUAAGUAAGUGGUACAAAUCUGAUUGAACUAUUCUUUAAUGUGUAAGGUUAUAUAUCUAUGUGUAAGUGUGUACAUCUAAUUUAGUAUGUAAAAAUAUUUAAAGUUCUCAUUUUUAAAUUUACUAAACAGACAAUGAUAUUAGUUUAUAUAAAGAUCCUUAUCUGUGUUAAUUAUGAAAAUAUCGAUGUAAAAUAUUUAGAAUAUAUUUUUUUUUUGUUAAAUUAGUUUUAUUUUUUUAUUUUAUUUUAUUUGUUUCUUUUUGUCAUGAAAAUCUCAUAUUGUAAUGUAUUUAUGUUACAAGUUUUUAUUCCAUAUUGUACAAAUGUAUAAUCUAUGGUUUAUAGUUCAGCUGAUUAGGUUUAAUUAAAAGUAUUACGUCACAGAAUUAUCAAAAUAACUUGAUCACUAUUAUAUAUUGUACGCGCAUGGACACGAGUGUAUACAAUUGGUUCUUUUGGGCUAAUUAAAAUUUAAAAUCAUUGAAACGUUUGUAUAAAAAAAAAAAUGUAAUGGAUGGCUACAUUAUAUAUUGAGAUGUGAGCACAAUUACAAUCUAGAAUUGUAAACAUGACACCCUAUGAUAAUUUAUAGAUGUUGAAAUGUUGUAUAAAAUAUAAAAUAUAAUUACUGAAUUUAUUUUUUAUUCUUUGUCCUUUUUCAUUUUCCUCGUCUGUAACAUUUAUUUUUAGUUUUCUAUAUAAAGGUAAGGAAAUAUUGCAGUCGGGUCAAAUUUUUGAUGUUUGGUUCUCAACAGAUCUUUGUCCCUUGUUUGUUUCCUAAAUACUAUACUGAAAAUUCUAGGUUGUGAGCCAGGUGAGGAGGCACUUUUUUCGUCUUUUCACUUAUAUCAGAAGAACUAUCUAUCACAUCCACAAAGACAUUCUGUACAAAAUUAAAGCUGAUAAAAUUAUCAUUAUGAUUGAUUAUAUACCUUUUUUCAUACCUCAUUUAGUUUCCGAGAUAUCCGUCGCCAACUAUGGUUAUUUUAAAAAAAAAAAUUCAGUAAAAGUUAGGAACCGUAGAUGGGUACUUAUAUAAAAUAUUUAAAUUAUUUAUUUAUGUAGCAACUAUCAAUGUUCAAUUAAACAUAAUUUUUAAAAAUCAUUGUGAUGAAAUGCUUUGGCCAUGGUCUUGUUUGAUUAAGUCUGAAGCUCUCUCAGCUAUCAUAAUUGUUGGAGCAUUAGUGUUACCACUUGUCACUACUGGCAUGAUGGAAGCAUCAACAAUCCUCAAAUUCCUUAUACCGUACACCCGCAAUCGCGAAUCAACCACUGCCGCAGGGUCGUUGUCGGGACCCAUUUUACAUGAGCCUACAGAGUGAUAGAUAGUUACUGAGUAUUGUUGAAGAAGACAUAGUGCAUAUUCGUCAGACAUAAUUGCGUAGUUGGAGCAUAGAGGAAAAGCAUUGGUUUCUAGUUGGGCACCAAUUCUUUGCAUAGCUUUGGUUUGAAGGAGUUGUGAAACAAAAUUAAUUGUUCUCAUACUUGCUUCAAUAUCUGUUUGUGUGGAUAAGUAUUGUGGAUCCAUGAGAGGGACACUGAGAGGGUUUGUGUCUCGUAACCUCACUGUUCCUCGACUAGUCGGAUGGAUGUUGAAGACUAUAGCUGCCCAUUGCCCUUGGUCUUCGUUAAAUGGAUUGUAUGAGGUAAAUAAUAUCUCUGUAUCUGGUACUGGGCUAUUCCUAUUGGGGUCUGCAUUAACAAAGGCUGUACACUCAACUCCAAGAAGUGUAGUUAGAGGACCAUCACCAUUUUGUGCAUAAUCCAAUAUAGAUGAAAAAUUUUCAAAAGAUGAUCUCCAGUUAAUCGUGAAGUUCGAUGGGGCUGAAAACAAUAUUGGAACUCCAACAUGAUCAUGAAGAUUAUCACCGACCCUGAGAUUUUGUAUGACUGGUAAUCCUAAUUCAGAUAAAUGUUCUUGAGGACCGACACCUGAUAACAUUAGCAGCUGGGGGCUAUUGACAACCCCAGCUGAAAGUAUAACCUCCUUUGAAGCCAUAAUUGUAACAUUUUGGCCAUUUCUCAAGAAUUGGACACCUGUUGCAGUCUUUGUCGCUGGAUCUAUUAUAAUUUUAGUUACUCUUGACCUCAUAGCAACAUGUAAAUUACUCCUGUCUCUUAUAGGUCGAAGAAACGCUUUAGCCGUACUGCAUCUACUGCCAUUUCUAACAACUCCUUCACUCAACAUGAAGCCUAGUUGUGUAGGACCGUUAGCAUCGACUAGUGGGUAGCCCAUUUCUUCUCCUGCUUGCAGGUACACAUCUGUCAUUGGAGACAAGAAGUUUGAUCUAUUGACUGUUUGAUAACCUCCCUGAGCAUGAUAAGGAGAGCCUGCUACUGCUGGGUCUUGGUUGUCUUCCGAUCUUAAGAAAUAUGGAAACACUUCUUGAAAGCUCCAACCUGGAUUUCCCAUAUUUGACCAAUUAUCAUAGUCUUGAGGGUUUCCUCUGAUGUAAACAAAAUCAUUUAAAGUACUUGAACCACCAAGUCCAUGUCCUCUUGGCCAAG